Molecule: messenger RNA, 1022 nt
Organism: Papaver somniferum (opium poppy)
Lineage: Eukaryota; Viridiplantae; Streptophyta; Magnoliopsida; Ranunculales; Papaveraceae
Product: serine/threonine-protein kinase ATR-like
Exons: 4
Coding region: 210-692 (160 amino acids)
Source: RefSeq, a predicted model, not a curated record
CUUCUGGUGCUUUUUGCUAAUUCCAUUUCAAAAUUAUGAUGCUAUUAACAAUAAAUGCGGAGAAUAGAGAUAUUGGUAUCUCACCUGGAAGCGACAAAAUAAACAAGAGACCGGUUCAGAACUUAGAUAUUCUACAGAAUAAGCGCCAAAAAGUAUAGGAUGAAACAUUGCUAUCUAACAUUAAUGCUCGUGUUGGGCUUGAUUGUACAAUGAAGCACGAGCAGGACAACGAACAUGUGGAUUCUAUGCGAGAUUCACUUCUUUCAUUUGUCGGAUUCCUAAAACCAAGUGGGAUUAACGAAUCCAUGUUAACACCCGAAAUUGCAGUGACUGCACUUAGCAUGCUGUGCAUCAUCUUUUGUAACUACCCAAAAACAUGUCUGGCGCUUACCAUCUUUCGUGAAGCGUGUGACUGCAUGCCUUGGAUAUCUGAGCAGGCAAAACGGAGCCGUUCAAUUGAAUUUGACUUGGCCACCUGUUUGGAAGCAGUACAUAGCAUAUUACUUUCGCAAAGGUCCCUUUCCCAGGAGAAUAUCCUUUUCAGAACUAUGGAUGUUAAUGCAGAUCUCAGUGUGGUGUUAAUGCUUCCAUGGACACAUUUACUCGCAAUGACUGAAGCUGAUCCUAAAUGGAAGACAAAAGGCCUAUCUGUUCAAGUUCUCUCCAAGAUCGGUUUUUGCAUUAAAGCCUGAAAGUAUUCUUGAAAUCCCGUGUUUGGCUCUCUGUGAUGAAGCCGAAGAGGUUAAAGUUGAAGCUGUUAUUUCGAUACCAAUGAUUGUAUUGUGCGCUGGUCUUGGCGAACUACCGCAUAUGCUUAGAAGACUGGAUGGGAUCCCGUCACUGUGUUGUGUUCGCAAAUGCUAGUGUUUGUCUAUUGCUAAAUCCGAGCUUUAUACCUGUUUCAAGUUUGAAAAGGGCCUCCAUCGUUUUAUCAAGUCGGACACGUAUUUGACGUGCUGUUUAGGCAUACCUUACCUAUAUACAGGCAGAAGUUGCUUGAAGUUGAUUCUCUAGCACAAAAU